Paramuricea clavata is the source of this 978-nucleotide messenger RNA. The record is from the annotation of a GenBank genome assembly. NCBI's taxonomy places the organism in Eukaryota, Metazoa, Cnidaria, Anthozoa, Malacalcyonacea, Plexauridae.
AUGGAAAUAAGCAGAACAAUCGAGGAAAUCACCUUGAUAGAACAAGAAAUGAUAAAUUAUAUUGUUUAUUACAAAAAUACAGCACUUACCAAGCUAAACGAUCAACACUCGUCACUGGAGAAGUGUUUGGCAGGUCCAGUAUUUAACAUUAACAAAAAAAAAAAUAAAGUUGAAAAAAAGAAUGGAAGAACCCAAAAAUAUUCCUGCAAAUUAAGCUUAUGUAAGCUUACCAAUUAGCUGUUGCAUAUUUUGUUUGUGGGUUGUUGCCAGCAACCUAUACAUGAAUAGUUUCUGUGAUUGGCUGCUUAAAACAAUAAAAAUGUAAACAUGAAAUAAAUUUCUACAGGAUGAACUGCAAGCACUGGUUCAUGUGUUUAUCCAAUUGUGUUAAUUUAUAAUAAUACCUUGACGUUACCCCUAAUGUCAAUCAAACACUUGACAUGUUACCCUUGUUGUCUUAAAAACCCAAACAUUUGGCCCUUAUGAGAGGGAGUGGAAAUUUCAUAACAAUGUGCUGAUAAAAUUUUUAUAUCUUAUACAUUAUUUCUAGAACUAGACUUGUACCAAGACACUGGCUUGGAGUAUAAUGCAACCCUUGAUUCUUUGGAUGAUGUACGUUUUUAAGCACAUUUAAGGAAAGGGUCUGUUUGGUGACGCUCUAAUUAUUAAAUUCAUGAAAAAUUCUUUUCAAUUACAGAUAUUGUCAUACACAACAAACUUAAACAACAAGAAGUUUUUAAAGGUAAAUUGUCACUCACAAAAAUGGGCAUUAACUUCUGCUACCAGCAACUGUAUGCUGCACUGACGAUGUUUCGACAGGUGAAGGAAUGUGAUGAGGCACAUUUGGAAGAUCAUCUCAUUCAGUUGGCUGAAGAAUUGGGGGAAGAAAUAUCUGAAGAUGUGGCUGAUGAAUCUGAAGAUGAUGGUUGUUACGAUGAUAUUGAUGAUAACGAUUAUUGUAAUGACGAUCAAACAUAA